This is a messenger RNA of Bursaphelenchus xylophilus (pine wood nematode), 482 nucleotides long. NCBI's taxonomy places the organism in Eukaryota, Metazoa, Nematoda, Chromadorea, Rhabditida, Aphelenchoididae. The record is from the annotation of a GenBank genome assembly.
AUGCUAAUACGAAACUCGUUGCUUCUGAUUUUUCUCUCCGCAAUUUCUUGUGUCAAAGUUCGAUCCCAAUCUUUAUUGACACAACAAUGUUUGGAAAUUGUAUGUUCUUAUUUUAUUUACAAAAAAGAUUUAACUCAACAAACCUUUAAUCUUUAAACUAAAUUUAAAAUGGUUUAUGAUUAUAUUGCAGGCCUCAGACCGAGAUUGCACCGUCUUUAACAAGUGCUGUGACUUUAAAUGCCAUCAAUCAGUUCACGGCGGACAUAGCAGAGAACACUUUUGCAUGGCCUUAUUUGGAAGAAUCCAACGGAGCGAGUGUGUUUGGUAAGUCGCGGUAAUGUUACGUAACUCUCGAUUACAGUAAUUCGGCGUCAUCCUUAAAUGGAAAAUCGGCUCCGUUUGGCUUCAAACAUCUGGAUAUUGUGACUGGAGUCUUUCUACUCUUUGCUUUUGAUUUUGUUCUUUUAACUUUUGCUCUAUGA